GCUGUCGACCCAGUUCGGGCUCAGUGGGUCCGGUUCGAGUCAUAUAUUUUAUUUGUUGUGCUGUCGCCAAACGAAACACGUCCAGCGCAUGCUCAAUGGGAAACCCGCUGCACGUUAGCUUAGCCAUAUUAGCUCCGGUGUUUCAGCUCCACUGAGGUUAGAUGGCCGCAGUGAAGCCGGGAUCAAAACAACCACAACGAGACCAAUCAACCCGGAACACCAGCUCCAGCUAAACUGGCACGAACUGAACCGAAACACCCUGAAAAGCAUCUGUAGUCUGUGCUGAACGUCGUAAUAAAUUGCCCAGGGACGUCCAGCUGAAGACACUCUUUGUCCUCUGGAUGUCAAAUCAAUGAAGACCAGUAGAGACGUGGCGGACGGCGGGCCAGAGGAAGAGGAAGCAGCACCUGGUUCAGGCCAGCCGGUGCUGACCUGGGGCUCGGUGGCUAUGGAAGCCAGUGAGUGCAGCGAUGCGGAGCUGGGACAGCUGGACAUGGACCUGGACAGGAAGUCCAGACAACACAACCUGACAUCCAGGAACGUGCGAGCCAUCCUACACGAGGUGAUAACACAUGAACACGUGGUCGCCAUGAUGAAGGCUGCCAUCAGGGACACUCAGGACCUGCCCAUGUUUGAGACCAAGAUGACCCGGUCCAGACUGAAGCAGGCUGUUCAGCAGGGACAGAGUUUCAACUGGACCCUGCCGACUCCAAGCCUGUCCAAGCCUCCUCAGUUUGUUGACAUUGACCUUGAGGAAGAUGAAGACUCCUCUGAUGAAGAGUACUGUCCUGAUGAAGAGGAGGAGGACACGGCUGAGGAGAUGUUUCUCAGUGAUGCCGACAGUCUCGCCUCACCUCCCAGAAUGCACCUGUGCUCUCCACCUGAACACCCAGACCAGGAGACCCGGGAACCUCAGGAGAGUGUUGCAGGUCAGGUGACAGACCAGGUGAGCAGCUCCUCUGGCGCUGGUUCCUCUGACAGUUCCUUCCUAGAGAGGCUAAACGCUGUGGAGGCGGAGCUAGACUGUAGCUCCGCCUACUCCUACGACCAGCCUUUGGACAGGAAGCCAGGGGCUGAUGAAGAGGAUGAUGGUGAUAAAGGCUGCCUGGCGUUCCGGACGCGCUCCAAGCUUCCUCUGGUCAACGUUCCUCUGGACCGCCUGGAGGCGGAGCUUCUGCCCCCUGACAUCACCGCGGACAUGUACGACCAGAGCCCCGCCCAGCUGGAGGACCGCCAUUGGACUGAAUGGUUGCAGGGUCUCUUGGCGCCUGGUCCAGAAGAGGAAGCUGAUGAUGAUGAUGACCCAGAGUACAACUUCCUGGAAGACCUGGAUGAGCCGGACCUGGAAGACUACCGGACGGACCGAGCCGUCCAGAUCACCAAGAAGGAGGUCAAUGAGCUGCUGGAGGAACUCUUUGACACGCUGCAGGAGGAAAAGCUUUUAGCUGAGGAGGAGGAACAGGAAGUCCCUUCAGUGCCCAAGUUUAACGUCCCGCAGGUUUUACGCUUUGAGGCUCCGUUAGCCGGGAUGCUGACGGAGCGGCGGAAGACGGUCCGGAAACAGUAUGAAGCCUUGCAGCAGAGGAGAGCUCUGCAGGACACCACCAACCAUCCCAGGACCACCAAGGGUCCGUCCGGCUCUCCACUCGUCGUCCUGGGAAACCUGACCGGCCCCGCCCUCCACACAGAUCCCUUCUUCCGAUUGGACCGCACCCAGAAACUGCAGCUGCAGCAGCAGGUGCAACAGCACGUCCAGCUGCUGACUCAGGUCCACCUGCUGAGCCGCCGAGUCCACGCCCUGAACCACGAGGCACACCUGACCAAACGCUACCUGGUUGGACGAUGUUUCGGUGGAGUGGAUCAGAUCAGUACUCAUUUCGUCCUGCAGGAGGAGCUGCAGCAGUUUGCUGGUCGUCAUGACGUCCUCUGUCCUCCCAGCAGCUUCAGAGCAUGUAACCUGCAGGGGGCGCUGGACCUAUUGAGGGAGGUGGAUCAGAGACAGCCCAGUCCGCCCUGUGGUUCUGGCUCUGGAGCCUCCAGGCGGCUCCUCCCCACCAUGACUCCCACCACUAGCAGUCACGCCUUCCCGCUGCUCCCUGCUGACGCCGCCUGGCUGUUUGCCACUCGACCCGUCUUCCUGUACCCGGAACUACUUCCUGUCUGCAGCCUGGACCCCGCCCUGCACAGCAGACGCCAACGCAGAGUCUACACCGCCGCAGAGGACGGGCUGGCGGUGCUGGGUCUGAAGCACUUCCAAGGGGCGCUGAAGGCUGACGAGCUGAUCAGCUCCUUCCUGCUCUGCAGGAGCCGUUCCGACUUCAGGAGGCGGAUCCGGGAGAUGAGCAGCCCCAGAGCGCCGCGGGACGGCGUCAUCAAGGUGUUUGUGACGCAGGGUGUCGUCCCCCCACUGCCCGUCGCUUGCUGCAGGGUCAGUCCAGGCAACCAGCGCCCCCCUGUGGACAGAGACACUUCCACCAUACCCAGAUGGUUGAAGAACAGCCAGUCGAUCAUCCAGAGGACCCGGAGAGGCGCCGGCGCAUACCCCCCGUCGCUCCCCCCUGGUGUCACCCUCAGGCUCCACCCCUCCUAUGGCAGGAAGUCCCAGGUCUCUCGCCGCACCCAGCGCCGCCUCUUCACGCUGGCCCAUAAUGCAUCUCUGCUCCCGCUCGCCAAAGCCCCAGCAGAGCAGGCGAUCAGCCUCUGUGGAACGCUACCAUUGGCUGCCGCUCGUCUAAGCCCCUCCCUCUCCCUACAUCAGGACAUCCAGCAGAAAUCAGCCCCCAGCACUGCAACCCCCACCAUGCCUUGCUCAGCAACAGCCCAGCAGCUGUGGACCCUUUCCUCUUCCUCCCAGCAUGCCGUGGGGCCCAACGUUCUCCGACCAAUCAGACAGCAGGAACCAGAGAGCUGCGUCCAUCCUCCAGAGGAAGACAAGGACAAUUCUUCAUCAUCACUGAGUCCGUUCUCCUCCAGUGCAGGAGAUGAGGAGGAGGACUGGUCGAAGAUGGCCGUCAGUCUAAAAGGAGGAGGAAGAGGAGGAGCGGUGGAGGUGGGGGGACAGGAGAGGACAGCGGACGAGGGAGAGCAGGAGGAGCCGGACGGAGACGGGGAGGAAGAGGAGGAUGAUGAGGAUGGGGGACGAGAGGACAGGAGGGGAGAGAGAGAGGAUGAUGGGGACAAGGAUCGUCGUGGUGGCGACGAGGAGGAGGAGGAAGAGGAUGACGAAGAGGAGGAAGAGGAAGACUUCGAUGACCUAACCCAAGACGAGGACGAGGAGGAAGUGAUGUCAUCAGCGUCUGAGGAGUCCGUCCUGUCGGUUCCUGAGUUGCAGGAGACGAUGAAACAGCUGACCUGGCUCGCGGCAGAGCGGCGGCUCUGCGACGGAGACUCAGAAGACGACCCGUCCUCGCAGGAGGACGAGGACGAGGAUGACGACGAAGCUAAGGGGGAGGAGCCAGCAGAAGGGCGGAGCUUCCAGACCAGCCUCGACAAGGACACGCCAUCCGGAGACAAGACGCCCCGGGGACGGCGGAGCGCGGGCCGGGGACGAGGCCGCAGCCGUCCGCUGCGCGGCUUGACGAGGACGCGUCUCAGUAAGGACGCCUCCAAGCUGUCCCUGCUGUAUGACGAGAAACUGCUGGACAACGACCCGCUGAGGGACAGCAAGGACGCGGCGUUUGCCCAGAGCUACCUGAACAGGGUGCGCGAGGCGCUGCAAGACUCGCCUGAGCAGGUGCAGGAGUUUGUUUCUUUGCUCGGCGAAUUUGAACAAGCAGGAGACGGACAGGAAGUGACCCGUCUGUUCAGGAAGCUGCGCUGCAUCCUGGGAGAACACACAGACCUGCUGCGGGACUUUGCUGCAUUCCUGCAUCCUGAGCAGGCGCUGCAGUGCGGGCUGUUGGAGGAGCAGCAGGCGUUCGAGCGGAGCAGGCGUUUCCUGCGGCAGCUGGAGAUCAGCUUCGGAGACAAUCCCACUCAUUACCACAAGAUCAUCCGAGCCCUGCAGACCGGACCCGACCCGAGCCCAGCCCACAUCCAGGAGCUGAAGGUUCAGAUGGCGGCGCUGCUCAGAGGCCACACCCACCUGCAGGCUGAAUUCUGGGUAUUCUUCGACGACCUGCGGCCGCCGCCGGCUCGACCCGAACAGUUUGAAGAGGCUCACCUGCCGGAGGAAGGGGAUGGCGCCGAGGGGGGCGGAGCCAACGGCCAGGUGUCGGGAGGCGGAGCCGGCUUCGAGGAAGUGACGCUGCCGGACCUGGACGAGGAGGAGGAGGGGCAUAAAAUCCCACCAAUAAGAAGCCGGCGCCAGAGGAGGAAAAUGGAGUCCCACCGCAGCUACAAGGGCUCUGAUUGGCUCUGCCUCUGUGACGAUGCGACGAUCAGCCGACAUCGGAGGAAACGAUGCUCUCGCUGCCAUGGCAACAAGACGUCUCCAGGUGUGUCCAGAGCCAUGAAGAAUUUGGAUCCUCUCUAUGCCCAGAUAGGCUCCGCCCCCGACCUGCCAGGUGACACACAGCUGCAGGGGGGUCACGGCAGCCCCCGGCCAGAUCAGACUGGUGCAUCAUGGGAAAGUUUUCCUCUCACUGAUGAGAAGGAGGAGGAAGAGGAGCAGCUAAAGGACGAAGAGCAGGAGAGCCCCACCGCAAAGAGGAGGAGAGAGGAAGAGCUCCGAGCGCCGCCUUCCUUCAUCACCACCGACAGCUCCUCCUCUUCCUCGCCUCGGCCCAGCCUUCCUCCUGACCUUCCUGUUUGUGCCAAGAAUAUUUCUCUGACUGCGAGUGGAGAGAAGGUCAUCCUCUGGACCAGGGAAGCUGAUCGUGUCAUAUUGACGAUGUGUCAGCAGGAAGGAGCCAAUCAGAAUGCUUUUCAGGCCAUCUCUAAUCUGCUGGGAAACAAAACUCCCAGUGAGGUUUCUCAGAGGUUUCAGGAUUUGAUGCGAUUGUUUCGAACUGCAGCUCGUCACGCAACCACAGAGGAAGAAGCUCCGCCACUCAGCCAACAGCCAAUGAAACUGCAGACUGACCAAUCGGAGCCGUUCUUGAAGGAUCAGUCUGAGCAUCUGAGUAUUUUAGAGAGGGGGGGGUUCUAUGAAAUUGAUGUUUUUGUAACAAUAAAUAACCUUUUAUAAAAGCCUGGCAUGAAUUUUUACACAACCAGUAAUUAUUUAUUAUGCAUGAAAUUACCUUAAAGGUGAUUGUUGAGGUUGCAAUGCAUUGUGGGUAGCAGAAGAUGGAAACGACGUUUAGGGACCGGAGCCAUUCUGUUCCCUUGGUUCUUCAGGAAGCUGCUAAUCUAUACUUGACAUCAGAUUCUGGUUCAGAUCAGCAGUUUGUGGGUAUGGUUUGUUACAAAGUCAGUACACCCUCAUAUUUCUGCAGAUAUU
Molecule: messenger RNA, 5383 nt
Organism: Poeciliopsis prolifica (blackstripe livebearer)
Lineage: Eukaryota; Metazoa; Chordata; Actinopteri; Cyprinodontiformes; Poeciliidae
Product: GON-4-like protein
Exons: 31
Coding region: 353-5128 (1591 amino acids)
Biological process (GO): regulation of DNA-templated transcription
Cellular component (GO): nucleus
Molecular function (GO): transcription coregulator activity
Source: RefSeq, a predicted model, not a curated record